Messenger RNA from Nicotiana attenuata, 3245 nucleotides. Its product is annotated as casein kinase 1-like protein HD16. Gene Ontology annotation, biological process: peptidyl-serine phosphorylation; endocytosis; signal transduction. The record is from RefSeq and is a predicted model, not a curated record. Gene Ontology annotation, molecular function: ATP binding; protein serine/threonine kinase activity. Gene Ontology annotation, cellular component: nucleus; cytoplasm. NCBI's taxonomy places the organism in Eukaryota, Viridiplantae, Streptophyta, Magnoliopsida, Solanales, Solanaceae. The transcript is spliced from 18 exons. The coding region runs from base 264 to 2396 and encodes 710 amino acids.
UCAAAUAAGGAAACAAAGAGAAUUGCUUUGUCUUUCUUCUCCAUCUCUGUCUGGAUAUAGACCCACUUCCGUUGUGGAGCCAUUUUUACUUUUCAUUUUCCUCCACAGAGAUAUUAACUGAUCCAGAACCCUAAUUCACGCACACACACACUACAUUUCUCGGGCUUACAUGUCCUCCGAUUUUCAAAAACUCCGAAUUUGCCUGUAGAAGAUUCUGGAAGUCGUCUGUGAAGGUCGAUUUAGGGUUAUCAACAAGUUGAUGGAUGAUCGUUAUGCCUCAACUGCGUAGCGCAGUGCGCAGAGGCCGUCAAAAACCGAUUGCUACUAACGCACCACAACACGCGCCGUCACCGAACGACGAACCGCACGCGCUGCCGACAAGGCGAGGGAGGAAGAAGAAAAACGACGUUCAACCGGCUGCUCCUAACGCACCACCACACGCGCCGCCUAAAGAGCGAGGGAAGAAGAAGCAAAACGACGUCGUGCAUGCUGUGGCAGUUGAAAAUGAUGUUGUUGUGAAGAAAACAGUGUCGUCGCAGAGAACUGGUGAAGAGGAAAAGGAGAGCGAGGAAAUGGAUGAGUAUGAGAGUGGCGGAGGAAGUGGAAAUAAAGCUUUGGGAGGAGGCGCGGAGGAUGAAGGCAACACACCUCCAUUGCCUGAAAGGGUCCAGGUUGGCGGAUCACCAACUUAUAGGAUUGAGAAGAAGCUUGGUAAAGGAGGAUUUGGUCAAGUGUAUGUAGGUCGUCGUGUAAAUAUAACAAAUCCUCAUGAACGAACUGGCGCUGGAGCCGUAGAGGUUGCCUUAAAAUUUGAGCACAGAAGUAGCAAAGGUUGUAACUAUGGACCACCUUAUGAGUGGCAGGUCUACAAUGCCCUUGGUGGUAGUCAUGGUAUACCACGUGUUCAUUAUAAGGGACGUCAAGGUGAUUUCUACAUUAUGGUCAUGGAUAUGCUUGGUCCUAGUUUAUGGGAUGUCUGGAACAACAAUUCCCAUACGAUGUCUACUGAAAUGGUAGCAUGCAUUGCCAUUGAAGCUAUCUCAAUAUUAGAGAAGUUGCACUCUAGAGGGUAUGUGCAUGGGGAUGUAAAACCUGAGAACUUUCUUCUUGGGCCACCUGGGACUCCUGACGAGAAAAAAUUGUUUCUGGUUGACCUUGGAUUAGCAACAAGGUGGCGUGACACUUCAACUGGUCUACAUGUUGAAUACGAUCAGCGACCUGAUGUCUUUAGAGGAACUGUAAGGUAUGCUAGUGUGCAUGCUCACCUUGGGCGGACUGGAAGCCGGAGGGAUGAUCUAGAAUCUCUUGCUUACACACUCAUUUUCCUUCUCCGAGCCAAGUUGCCGUGGCAGGGUUACCAGGGUGAUAAUAAAGGUUUCCUUGUCUGUAAGAAAAAGAUGGCAACUUCUCCAGAAACUCUUUGCUGUCUCUGCCCGGCUCCAUUUAGACACUUUGUGGAGUAUGUUGUGAACCUGAAAUUUGAUGAGGAGCCCAACUAUGCUAAAUAUAUCUCCUUAUUUGAUGGAAUAGUAGGUCCAAAUCCAGACAUUAGGCCAAUUAACACUGAUGGUGCACAGAAGCUUAUAUAUCUAGUCGGACAGAAGAGAGGCAGACUGACAGUGCAAGAAGAUGAUGAUGAACAACCAAAGAAGAAGGUGCGAAUGGGAAUGCCUGCAACACAGUGGAUUAGUGUUUACAAUGGUCGUCGUCCCAUGAAGCAAAGGUAUCACUAUAACGUUGCUGAUGAGAGGCUAUCUCAGCAUAUUGACAAAGGAAAUGAGGAUGGACUGUUUAUCAGCAGUGUGGCCUCCUGUUCGAACUUGUGGGCCCUAAUCAUGGAUGCAGGGACUGGAUUUAGUGCUCAAGUUUACAAAUUAUCACCUUAUUUUCUUCACAAGGAAUGGAUUAUGGAGCAAUGGGAGAGGAACUAUUAUAUUAGUGCUGUAGCAGGAGCUAGCAACGGGAGCUCCUUAGUUGUCAUGUCAAAGGGUACCCAGUAUCUUCAGCAGUCUUACAAAGUCAGCGAGUCCUUUCCAUUUAAGUGGAUAAACAAAAAAUGGAAGGAGGGUUUCUAUGUCACUGCCAUGGCAACUGCUGGAAGUAGAUGGGCAAUUGUUAUGUCUCGCGGAUCUGGGUUUUCUGAUCAGACAGUGGAAUUGGAUUUUCUGUAUCCUAGUGAAGGGAUCCAUAAGAGAUGGGAUGCUGGUUAUCGUAUCACAGCGACUGCAGCUACAUGGGAUCAAGUUGCUUUUGUUCUAAGUAUACCAAGAAGGAAACCUACUGAUGAAACGCAAGAGACGCUUCGUACCUCUGCUUUUCCCAGCACUCAUGUCAAGGAGAAAUGGGCAAAGAAUCUUUACCUUGCAUCUGUCUGUUAUGGGCGAACUGUUUCUUAGACAAAAUGUUGCUGGAAGUACUUUCAAUGGUGCCAUGAGAUUCUCUUUGUAGUGCUUGAAGAAAGUGCUGCUAUUUUUGGUCUAAGGGGAGAAAUGGAUUACAAUAUUUACUCCUUGACAAAGCUGACUCAGAAUUCUCCACUGAAGAUGAUCUUUGCAAAGUCCCCUGUCAUUAAUGUAUGUGAUUGUUCCUGAUAUCCAGGAUGGUGUUUUUGUCAGUCAGUUUGUGAGUGUAGAUUUUUAGGGGGUGGGAUUCACAAUUGGUUAAAGUUUGUACAGAUCAAAUAGUUCCUUUUAGGGGGUAAGCCAAACAGGCUAUCUUUGUAGUGUUAUGAACCAUGCAAGGAUCUUGCAACGAGUUUGAACAUUAGCAGUCAAAUCUUCUCAUUUUAUUUUCUAGUUAUUUUUCCCAGUUUUGACUUCUGUCCUCUGCCUUUAUGCUAGUUAAUUCUACUUUGCGGGUUCAACCUCUAAAUGAUGAUAAUUUGAGUUGCUAGCUGAAGAAUGAGCAGAUUCCUCCUAAGGUGGUUCUUCGGGAUAGUGCCUUUAUCAGAAGCUAACUCCACCCUUUGCCCCCAAACUAUUGGACAAAAUUAGAACCGGACAAAUGUUGGGUAUAUUCUUCUAGUAUCUCACGAGAUGAUUGCUGCAGCCAAUGAUAUAGUCGAGAUCCUAUUAUUUGAUAGCUGGGGCAACAUAACUUUUGUAUAUUCAUGUGCUUCCACACUCAGCUGAUUGGUCAUCUACUCUAGUCACAUUUGCAAAUUUGUUUUCAGAACUAGGUUUGCAGAAUUGUGGUAACAAUGUGAUGUUGGCAUUUCGCCUGUUGAGUUAGUUUGGUGCUCUUCA